CUGUGUUUUAAAAUCACUUUUUAAUCACGUUGGCUUUAUGGAGUUUAUUAUUGGUUAAAUUUAUAACGUACAGUUAGAUUAGAUUUAACUCAAUGUUUUUCUCUAUUUCAGUUAUGGGAAAUUCUUUUAGGUCCAAUCGGUCUGUUUCUCCUCCUCCUCCCACUAAUCCUCCACUUCUUGAUAAACCAUGGCUGGAAAUGAAUUGGGGAGACAGAGAAGCUGACCUGCAGUUCAUCAACGACUACAGACCUAAAGGUGAAGAUCAUCAUCAGUUCAGGAUUCUUCUCCAAGGACCAGUUGGAGCUGGAAAAUCCAGUUUCAUCAACUCUGUCAUCAGCACCUUGGAGGGUAAAAUCUGUCACAGGGCUUUUGCAAGUACCGGACAGACCAGCUUCACCAAAGAGUACAAAAUGUACAGCAUUAAGAAAGGAGACCAGGGAGAGAUGUAUCCUUUCGUGCUGAAUGACAUGAUGGGUUUGGACAAUCGGGGUCGGAGAUACAGAAGAGUCUAUGAGAAAGACAUGGAAAUGGCCAUGAAGGGGCACAUCAAGGAUGGAUACACAUUCAACCCUGAGAAGGCAUUAUCAAAAGAUAAUCCUCUCCACUACAACCAGAAUCCAACCAUCGAUGACAAAGUUCACAUCCUGGUUUCUGUCAUCGAUGCCGAUAAAGUAAUCCUCCUGGGAAAUCCUGUUGUGGAGAUAAUUCAGGACAUCAGAGACGAAGCCACUGAGCUGGGGAUUCCUCAUGUGGCCGUUCUCACCAAAAUUGAUGAAAUCCAUCCUGAGAUCAAAAAAGAUGUGAAAAAGUUCUGCAGGACCCAGGAGCUUCAGAAAAAGGUUAAGGAUCUGAGCAAUCUGGUGGGAAUCCCAGAGAACUGCAUCUUCCCUUUGAAAAACUACCACUGUGAGAUGAUGUUGAACGAUGACAUUAAUGCUCUGGUCCUGAAAAUCCUGAGACGCAUCAUUGAGAUUGGAGAUGAAAAACUGAAUAAUUAAAUUAUGACCUAAAUCUAUUCAGUUAUGUUAAAAUGUUAAAACCAUCAGAAUGUCUUCAUGUUUCUGAUUGACAUGAUCUUAAUCAUGAUUGAACCCAUAAUGUGUUUGAAAGUUCAGCACUGUAAAAAUAAAAUUAAUAAACUUUAAAGUCCAA
This is a messenger RNA of Gambusia affinis (western mosquitofish), 1152 nucleotides long. Its product is annotated as interferon-induced protein 44-like. Lineage: Eukaryota; Metazoa; Chordata; Actinopteri; Cyprinodontiformes; Poeciliidae. The record is from RefSeq and is a predicted model, not a curated record. The coding region runs from base 93 to 998 and encodes 301 amino acids. The transcript is spliced from 7 exons.